This is a messenger RNA of Microplitis mediator, 1002 nucleotides long. RefSeq lists its product as uncharacterized. Lineage: Eukaryota; Metazoa; Arthropoda; Insecta; Hymenoptera; Braconidae. The record is from RefSeq and is a predicted model, not a curated record. Bases 1 to 1002 code for a protein of 333 amino acids. The transcript has 2 exons.
AUGGAUUUUUCAAAUGAACAAAAUGAACGAAAUGAAAAAGCAUUUGAUGAAAGAGCUGUUGCAUUUAAUGAAAAUCGUACAAAAUCAUUAUCAGAUCAUAUGGACUAUGAAAAUUAUGGUAAAAAUAUGGAUUUUAUACCUGAUAGGAAAUAUACUGAACGUUACGCGCAUAGAAGUCUUGCAAAUACAAAUGUAUUUGAUACGGCGGGACAUUCAAAUGACUCAUAUGAAAAACAAAACAAUGACGAUGAAACAUCAGUAAUGGAUACUUCAAUUGAAAAUCUAAAUGGUAAAAAUAUUGAUAACGAAAAUUCGGGUGAUGAUGUAAUUGAUUUUAAUUCAACAAAUAAAACAGAUAAUCAAGAGCAAUUUGGUGAUUUUGAAGGAUUAAUUAAUUCAAGUAAAAAAGUUGAUGAUACAUUUGAACAACAAGAUAAAAUGUCUGAGUAUUCAGUUAAAGAAGAUUCUGCAGAGACAUCAAUUGAUAAUUCAUCAGACAUGAUGGUACUGUAUCUUACUCACAAUGAUUUAAAAAAGAAAAUAAAUGAUCUUGAGGUAAGAGAACAUCGUGCUAGUAUGAAACAUCUUUGGGAAGAAACUUUACGUUUGAGAGAUAUGCGCAAUCGUUUGGAACUUUUGAGAGAAAAGAAAAUUUAUCAGCGAGAUGAUUUGCAAAUUGAUGAAUCAAAUAAACAAGUGGCAUUAAAGAAUAUCGAGAGACGUAGUAUUCAGCUUAAAGAACGUGAAGAUACUUGCGCUGAUUCAAAUAUGUACAGUGAAGACGCUAAGCGCAUUUGGAAUAAAUGGGUCGAAGAAGAUAAAAAUUCACCAAUUACUGAAGGUGACCAUUUGAGAGAAGCUCUGAUGAAACAAUUAGAAGAUGAGUGGCACAGAUUGUCUGAAAGCGAUCAGAAAAUUAUUUCUCAAACUUACGCUGAUGUUAUGAGCAAUGCGUCAUUGCAAAAAGAAUUAGAAAUUCUCGCCAAAAAAGGAUUUCAUUAA